This is a messenger RNA of Aspergillus ochraceoroseus IBT 24754, 4944 nucleotides long. RefSeq names its product FG-nucleoporin NUP159. Gene Ontology annotation, molecular function: protein binding; structural constituent of nuclear pore. The transcript is spliced from 3 exons. The record is from RefSeq and is a predicted model, not a curated record. Gene Ontology annotation, cellular component: nuclear pore. Gene Ontology annotation, biological process: protein import into nucleus; RNA export from nucleus. NCBI's taxonomy places the organism in Eukaryota, Fungi, Ascomycota, Eurotiomycetes, Eurotiales, Aspergillaceae. Bases 314 to 4822 code for a protein of 1502 amino acids.
AGUGAAGUAACUAGUUACCUGCUAUUACUUGCUUACGUCUUGUCUGGUCUUGUAUAUUCAACCACGCUUCGGUCCCGGCCAACUUGUCUCCGUCUCUGUUCCUCCUUCCAUUUGUUUCCCGCGCCGUUUCCCCUUCCCUCCUGGGAAGGCGAUCAAGAUUUUUGCGCAGUUUUUCAACCGGAGUCCCAAGCAACUCCAGCGUCGCUCCUUUCCAGCCUUGCCGCCGACUCCUCCUUCUCCCCAUGGUCCAAGGCCCAGGUUAUCUUUAGGCGACCGUCCUCGUUCAAUAUCGGCCGAUUUAGACAAACUCAGGAUGGCCUUUAGCAUUGUGCCCUCGAACCCUGCGGGGGGGAUCCCAGCGGAAUUGGGAGCUGAGCUUCCAGACGUCUGUGCCGAGGAAGUUGGUUUUAAAGGCGUUUCCGGCGACAGUAACGUCCAACUCCUUCCGACCCCCUGGCCGACUGAUGCCCUUCCAGCCCCAACUUGCACCUUGCUCGCUGUCGCGGCCACCAAAGGUAUAGUUGUGGGAGCUGGACCAAAUUCCCUAUCAAUUGCCUCCUCCGAGUCAGUCAGAGCCGCAAUAUCAUCAUCUGCCGGAGAGGAACAGGUGAAGACAAAGCCGUUCCAGCCCCAAGCAACGAUAUCCCUUCCUGCCCGACCCACACACAUAGCCUUCGCGUCUGGAGACACUGCCUUGGUGCUGGCUACAGAGAACGGGCCACAACUGUCCGUCUUCCAGACAACCGCUCUAUUACAGCCAAACGCGCAACCGGCCUUGUCUAUCCCUACGAAUGGCGCUACUUUCCGAGCUGUCGCUCCAAACCCCGCGCCAGCUGAGGAUUCUCACUCUUCUUCCCUUGUCGCUCUUGUUACUACAGGGGGGGAAUUGCUCAUUGCGGACCUCAAGGCGGGAAGCCUCGUGUCGGGACCGAAUGGGAAUAUCUUGAAAACUGGGGUUAGCUCUGUUUGUUGGAGUAAUAAGGGCAAACAACUUGUAGCCGGUUUGGUGGAUGGAACAGCCUACCAGAUGGCGCCAGAUGGUGUACAAAAGGACCUUAUCCCUUGCCCUUCCGAUCUUGAAGAGCCCUGUCAUGUUUCUUCUAUCGCUUGGCUAGAAAACGACAUCUUUCUGACAGUUUAUACUCCGAACGCCGCUGAAGAUGAUAUGGGAAAUACGCCUCCAUCAUCCUAUUAUAUCAUAACCCGAAGAAAGCAGGCCCCCUUCUUGAUCCAGAAGCUGCCAGAGCUCGCUGCGCCCUGGGGCUUCAAACGUGCCCCUGCUUACCAAUUCAUUGCACGCCUCAGAGAUUACAAACCUCAUCUGAAAGAUGCGUUGAUAAUUUCAUCUACCGCUUCCGCCGACGUGGGACUAAUCACAAGGUCGGACCAACCGCUGGCAAGUGACGAUGGUGCUGCAGCCGCUGUUGGACUCUUCGUUACAACUGAAGUUAAUGAUGAUACUAAAAAGGCUAGCAUUCCUUUGAUGGACUCAGGUGAUGAGACCUCAGUGAUAGGUUUAGGAAUCGACUUGUCUAGCUCGGAGCUUGUGAUGUCUCCGAUUCAAGGCGAAGAUAUUCCUGAGAGCUCGACCCCCUUACCUAACCUUUUCCUCCUGAACCACGAAGGCAUUCUCUCGUCUUGGUGGUUCAUAUACUCGGAGUCCAUCCGUCAGAAAACACCAUAUUCCGGCCUAGCCUCAGUGGCAUCGCAGCAGCAGCAGCAGCCAGCACCCCAGCCUCAGCUCCAGCCAGUGCAACAACAGCCUGCCGCCCUACCAACUUUUGGACAAUCAGGUUUCGGUAGCUCGACCGGCUUGGGUGCACCGAGUUUCGGGUCUUCAGGGGUUGGCAGGCCAUCUGCUGCGCCGGCAUUUGGAUCUCCAUCAUCCUUGGGUAGCACUCAAACCCCAGGGUUUGGGAAGCCCUCGUUUGGUGCCCCGGCCUUUGGAGCUCCUUCUCAAAUAGGGCCAUCAUUUGGAUCGUCUAGCGCCUUGGGUCAAGGAGGGUCGCCGUUUGGCAAGACUGCCUUUGGACAACCUUCGACCACUGGAAAAGGACUCGCAAAUCCAUUUGGAACGGCUGGACAGACCUCAGGGGGCGGUUUUGGUUCAUUCGCAAGCACUGGUGGGUUUGCCGGUCUAGCGGCUUCUAAACCGUCGGGGGAAUCACCAUUCAGCAAGGUUACUGGUGGAAGUCCCUUCUCGAAGCCCUCGGAGCCCUCGGUUUUUGGUAGUCAAUCCGCCACUCAGUCUGCAUUUGGUACUCAACAGACGACCGAGACAAAGAGUCCCUUUGGACUGGGUAGUGGUGGCUUUGUUCUUGGGUCUACCUUCAAGGGUGAUGGGACUGCUGUCAAUGAUGGCCCCAAACCCGAGAAAUCUUCAGGCUUAUUCUCUCUUGGAGCACUGGAUGAGAUGGUGUCUACUCCGGACAAAGAAAGCCCGCCAACAGAAGCUAUGGAUGACAUGGAUGACUCGUCUGCUCCUCAGCAAAAUACACCGGAGCCAAAGGCACAAGCACCGUCCUUAUUCGGUGUUCCCUCCAAGCCAGCACCCUCUGGGUCGUCUUCAUUAUUCGGCUCUUUCGGUUCGCAGGCACAAGCUCCUCAACCUUUCAGUUCCGCCCCAUCGAGCAAGUCGCCUUUCUCAAUCUUGGGGAAUGCUGCUGCUGAGAAACAGACACUAAGCCCUCCAUCUCCUCCUUCCGAGAAAACGGCCGUCGCCAGCCCACCUCUAACCCAGGCAAAGCUACCAGAGCCUGAAACUACUCCCGCCAUUUCCCUGCCAGAACCACCCUUGCCUCCCGAUUCUACAAGCAAGACUGUGUAUGGGCCUGGCGACACCUCUGCUUCCUCCAAUGUCUCUAAAUGCUCAGUAGAAGACGCACCUCUACCACCGGAUUUCGAGACUGCACCGAAAUUUUCGGAAUCUGACAGCGAGCCACCCCUCCCACCAGAUUUUACGACUGCUCCAGCGGCUGGAGGCGAACCGCCUCUACCACCAGAUUUUACGACCGCCCCAAAACUAUCAGGGGCCGACAGCGAACCUCCUUUACCCCCAGAUUUCACGUCAAAGCCCAAAGAGAAAUUGAAGCCAGCCGAAGAGGCACCGUUGCCUCCAGAUUUUAUGACACAGAAGCCCAGCACUUUAACCAAAGGAGCUCCCCCUGUUCCCGACGGCUCAGAUGCGGAUGAAUCCGAGAAGGGUUUCAAUGAGGAGGAGGAAGAGGAGGAAGAGGAGGAAGAGGAGGAGGAGUCAGAUUUCGAGGAUAGUGGUGAAGACAUUACACAUGACCUUGGCGAGCCAGAAUCCGACGGACCUAGCCCAGAGACCUCUUUUGGUGCCGAAAUUUCCGAUAAAAGUUCUGCUGGCGGCCUGUUUGAUCGAAUUUCCCAGCCGAACCAACCGGGGCGACAGCAGCCACGGCAGUUGUUUGGAGAAAUCAGCAAACCAUUCUUCCCUCAGGCAGUUCAAACCCGUGAGCCGCCAAGGUCGCCCAGCCCUGUCCGACCUCUCCGCGCACAGCAGAAUGUUCUCAAGCAAGAGAGCUACACAUCAGUUAGCACCCCUCAUAAACCAGGGAGCGCACUUGCAGCCCGGAAAGCGUCUCUGUCUGAGAUUGCUAAACGUGACGGUCCGCUAAGACCUGAGCCCAUCCAUGCUGUGCAGCGUCCACGACCCCAGCCUAUUGUUCAGACGCAAGAUGAGACCUUGUCCGAUGACGAAGAUGAGCGACUUCGUGCGGAUCUUAGUCGGUCUUUGGAGCCUGUGCCUACUCUUGAUCCUUUCUUACCUCAUCAGGAUUAUACAGGUCAGGCCACAAAGCCGGGUAUUCCAGGUCAAAUCGAACGGCUAUACCGUGAUAUCAACUCGAUGGUGGAUACUUUGGGCAUUAAUUCUCGCUCUUUGGCCUCCUUCCUCCUGUACCAACAAGGAUCAGCGAACCCUAAUUGGAUGAGCCUUCUCCAGAGUGAUCACCCUGCUGAUAUCCUGGACGAGAAGCUACUUCUACGAGAAAUUGAGGAGUUAGGUCAUGCCGUCACUCUCCUUGUAGGUUCUCUCGAGGAACAACGUGUGCAAGGGGUCGAAGAAAAGCUCGAGAAAUGCCGAGAGCUACUGAGUAAGGAUAUUCUUACGCUGCGCAGUCAGUGUGCCAGUAUCCGGAAAACCCUCGACGCCCACACUGAUGCGGCUGCCAUUGUCUCUGCUCGUCUCUCUGCGGAGCAAGCAAAUCUUCAGCAAGAUCUUCGGUCAUUAUCGGCGGAAAUCCAAGGGAGACUGGCCGAUUUGGAGUCUGCAGUAUCUCUUCUGCGCGCUAAGAUCGCAGAUGCUCCCCGUGCGGAUGGGUCGCGCCAGUCGACGAAACGCCCAACCGUUGAGGCUGUCACGUCCACCAUUGCGACUAUGAUGAAUAUGGUGGAAAGCAAGAGCAGUGAUAUCGAUGUCCUGGAGGUUCAGCUGAAGAAGCUAGGCAUUGAUACUUCGGCGUCCCCCGUUAGCCGGGAGGGAUCCCCAUUUACUACCCCGAGGAAAGGCCUGGGCAAGCUUCCUAGCACCCCUGGAUCUUGUGGGUCCGUGGAUGUACCUGUCAGCUCAUAUCAUACACCAGACUCCUCUGCUCGAGGCCUCAACUUCCGAGCGAGCAUCAAUGGGUCAGCUAAAGUGAGCCGGCUCCGUACCGUGGAAAAUAUGAGUGGCUUGGAGGGCAAGUCAUGGAGUACUCAAUGGAUGGCCAAGAUGCAGCGCAAGCAGCACAUAGUAGAAAGUUUGAAAAAGGCAAUUGGGGAGAAGCAAUCGAAAGUGAGAAGCAUGGAUGACUUGUAGGAUUAUGUGGUUUUACGGGCCUUUUUGCCUUUAGCAUAUUUACUCUGUUUAUUUUGUGCUAUGAAUGAUAAAAAAAACCAACGAGUCACGGCAUGGAGCAACUAGUUUUUUUUUGGGGGGGG